Molecule: messenger RNA, 1543 nt
Organism: Ahaetulla prasina
Lineage: Eukaryota; Metazoa; Chordata; Lepidosauria; Squamata; Colubridae
Gene: ALG5
Product: ALG5 dolichyl-phosphate beta-glucosyltransferase
Exons: 10
Coding region: 100-1056 (318 amino acids)
Cellular component (GO): endoplasmic reticulum membrane
Source: RefSeq, a predicted model, not a curated record
UCUUUCCUUCCGCUUUCGUGUCUCUCUCGGUGAAUCGCUCUGAGCGCUGGCUGGUUGAAUACGCCUGAGCGGAGAAGCGAAGUGCUAAUGUAGCUGGCGAUGGAACUGGGCUGGCUGGUCGUAGGGAUCGUCGUAUUAGUGACUGCAGGGAUGGCUCUGAUUGCUUUCAUUGCAUAUAUAACUGCAAGACAGUCACCAAGUAUUUAUGAAUAUGAAGAUGAGAACUUAUUUCUGAAUGAUAAGAAAUCUGUGCCUAGCCUUCAUGACCCUGCAACACGUGAACUUUCUGUAGUUAUACCUUCAUAUAAUGAAGAAGAACGAUUACCAUCAAUGAUGAAUGAAGCUCUAGAUUAUCUAGAGAUGAGACAGAAGCAAGAUCCUUCAUUCACAUAUGAGGUCAUAAUAGUUGAUGAUGGCAGCACAGAUCAAACCACAAAGGUUGCACUGAGGUACGUUAAGAAGUAUGGUAGUGACAAAGUGAGAAUACUCACUCUGGUGAGGAAUCGUGGAAAGGGGGCAGCUGUUAGAAUGGGUGUAUUUUAUUCACGAGGAAAAAGAAUAUUGAUGGCAGAUGCUGAUGGAGCUACAAAAUUUAAAGAUAUUGAAAAAGUAGAAAAAGGUCUUGAGAGUCUCCAACCCUGGCCUGAAAUGAUGGCUAUUGCCUGUGGCUCUCGUGCUCACUUAGAGAAAGAUUCCCUAUCACAGCGUUCAUACUUCCGAACCUUUCUAAUGCAUGGAUUCCACUUUCUAGUCAGGUUCCUUUGUGUUAAGGAUAUCAGAGACACGCAAUGUGGUUUUAAACUCUUGACCCGGGAGGCUGCUUCUCGGACAUUUUCAGCUCUUCAUAUAGAACGUUGGGCUUUUGAUGUGGAACUUCUUUACAUAGCUCAAAGCUUUAAAAUCCCAAUAUCAGAGAUUGCUGUAAAUUGGACAGAAAUUGAAGGUUCUAAGUUGGUUCCCUUCUGGAGUUGGUUGCAGAUGGGAAGGGACCUGCUUUUUAUACGACUACGAUACCUGACAGGUGCUUGGAAACUUGACACCAGAAAACUGAAUUAAUUUAUUCAUCAGCAAAGAAUUGUUUUGAUUAAAAAAAUAUUAUUUUUUUCAACAGUAUAAAUUAAGGAGAGAAAUGGGUCAUGCAUUACAAUUUUUUUUCUGAAUUUUCUUCAGUGGCGAAAAAUACAGCUUUUUUUCAGCCUUUUUCUUUUCAAAUACUGAAAUCAGUCUUUUUUUAACUUUUGUUUUCUAUUUGUAUAAAAUACUAUUAGAAAUUGAAUUUUAGAAAAUGGCAUUUCACUCUGGAUUGCUAUUUUCUACAAAAUCUACAAAAUAUUUUCUACAAAAAAAAAGCAAAUAUAACCAUAGCAAUGUGUGUGUUUUGCAUACAUCACAUUUCUUUGCAUAAAUUAUAGAAUCUGUUUCCUGUAAUACUGUACAGUAGUUAUUGUAAUCAGUCAGCUAUAUUGCAGUUUUUUUAUAUUUGUGAAAGAGUAUUCAGAAAUUGGACUUUUACAUUAAAUUUAUUAUAAAAUUGCUGAAAUUA